This is a messenger RNA of Melanaphis sacchari, 2119 nucleotides long. RefSeq lists its product as uncharacterized. Bases 491 to 1978 code for a protein of 495 amino acids. The record is from RefSeq and is a predicted model, not a curated record. The transcript is spliced from 4 exons. NCBI's taxonomy places the organism in Eukaryota, Metazoa, Arthropoda, Insecta, Hemiptera, Aphididae.
AGAGGCCGACGUGAUCAGGGACCGCGCGCGGUUUAUUGGCAAUCGUCGACGAUAGUAGUAAUAUACUAAUAUAGUACAACUAUAGAACGACCACGCACGUCAGAAUCGUCAUACUGCUCGACACUCGUACUUCAGUAGUUCAGUUGUUCAGUGCUUCAGUCGUUAUUUACUGCUCGCCAGGUGUACGCGGGUUAGCGUUGUCGAGCGCAAUUCUUUCUAUCCGACGAUUAAAUUAUUAUUACUAUUAUAUUGUACUCGGUGUUGAUAUAUAUUAUUAUCGUACAUGAAUUUUUGCUUAUUUCUCUUUGCUGAACACAGUCUUCCAUAGUCGUAUUUUUUCUAUUUUCUUUCGUUUUCUGUUUUACUGCCCGACGUGUUUUGAUUCCCUUACGGCAUCGCAUUAUUUCGGACGAGGUGUCUUACUCCGAAUUCACGUCGUUCUCCAUCGUCAGCUUGCGAAGUAUCCAGUGAAAUAAAAUACAGUUUCACAAUGGAUUUAGAAUUUGACUCUCCUACGGUGUUAAUUGAAGAUGUCACUUUACCUUCAUUAUUGACAAGUUUUAGUACAUCAACUACAAGUUCAGUAGAAUUUACAUCAUCAGAAUCAGAGUCAGAAACUACUCGAGUACCUAUUAACAAACAAAAAACAAAUAAAUGUAUUUAUAAAGGUCCAAUAAAAUCAUAUUCAUUAGCUGAUUUGACAACAAUAAAGUCUUUCAAACCCCUUAUUCGAGAAGAUUCAGCUAUUUAUUCUACAGAAACAUUAACUAGUGCCAUGACUACCAGAACAGAAUCAGGUAUUCAUAAUUCUAAUAGUUGUCUGAAUUCAUUAGGUAAAACUAAGAAAAAAUAUGCACAUGUUGAAAGUAAAGUAAAACAAUACAUUAAGGAUAUCAAAGAUAAUGAAGCUAAAAGUAAAGCUACUAGAUAUAGUUUACAACCUUCAUCAAGAAAACAGCAAGUAAAUAAAUAUGUUGAUGAAAUGAUUAAAACUGAAGGUGAAGAAAUUAUUAAUUUAAAGAGCAAUUUGAAAAAACUGGAAAUUCAAUUAUUGGAGAAAAAUAGACUUAUAGAACAACUUCAAUACAAUUAUAAAGUAAUGGAAAAUAAGUAUAAUUCUGCAACAAAUAUUAUUUUGAAAUUGGCUAAACCUAGUAGAGAUGUGUUAAAAUUUACUGAAAACGAAUUAAUAGAGCCAUUAUCUCCGGGUUAUAAUAUACCACCACCUAAAGAAGUAUGGGGCCGUGGUUAUAAAUUAAAAUCAUCUAAUACGUUAUCAGCUAUAAGAAAAGAAAACUUAAGUCUAGAGAAAGAAAAUGGUCUUAAAGUUCGAAAAGUGAAAUCAGGAGGUGACUUAAUAAAUUAUUCCAAUAUUAAUACCUACAAAACACCAAGAGAUUCAAGAUCUGCUAUACAAAAGGUAAAGUUAUGGCAAGAAUCAUUGGCAAGCACUGAUGUGUCUGAAAUGGAUACAGAUCAAGAUGUAGAAUUUCCGUCACCACAUUCGUAUUCUGUUUCAUCUAAUGAUUUAUCAUUGAGUUCAUUAGAAAUUGCACCAGUGAUAAAUAACAAAUAUCCUAAUAAACACGAAUGCCGUAGUGAUUCAUCUGGUUGUGGUAUGUCUUCAACUAGAGUAUCUAAAGAAAAUACAUUAGUUAGCGGUAUUAAUAUAUCAAUUGAUAACAAUGAACUUUGCUCUCCCUGUGAUAUGGUAAAAUUACACUCUUCUACACCUAUAAAACAUAUUGAGCAUGAUUUAUAUUCAACUAAAAAUAAAAACACAGCUGUAUCAAACAAACAAAACGAUGAAUCACAAAAGCGCCGUUCAUCAAAAAAAUACAGAAAAACGAAAUCUAAAAUUGAAGAAAGUCAAUGCCCUAAUGAAGUUGAUGAAUUUAUGUGUCAAUUUAAACAUUGUAUUGGUGUCAUUAAUGGUGUAGUCACAAAAAUGGAAGAAAGCUUUAUGUCACAAAGAUAAUUUCUUUUUUUUUGUUUAAAAUGGGUUGUGCCUAUUUUUGUACUCCAAUAUUAUAUACUAAUGAAUUGAGUUUAAAGGUUAUCAUUUAUGCCUAUAUAUUACUAUUUUUAUAUUGAAGGGUUCUUGUAUUAUUAUAAAAAA